Messenger RNA from Cannabis sativa, 4568 nucleotides. RefSeq names its product disease resistance protein RPS5. Lineage: Eukaryota; Viridiplantae; Streptophyta; Magnoliopsida; Rosales; Cannabaceae. The transcript is spliced from 2 exons. Gene Ontology annotation, molecular function: ADP binding; protein binding. The record is from RefSeq and is a predicted model, not a curated record. The coding region runs from base 1652 to 4381 and encodes 909 amino acids.
CUUAGUUAUGUUUUUUUUUGAAAAUAUAAGAGUUAGUGUGGUUUUUUUUUUGUUCUAAUUUUGUAGAACUUUUCUUGCAAAUAUAGUGCAUUUAGUAUUGAGGAUGUGCACAACAUAGUUAAUUUUUGAUCAUUUUUUUCUUUUAUUGUUUUUUUUGUUUUAGUAUUGUUUUACUGUUGUUUUUCAUGAUUUAUUUAUUUGAUGCCGAUUUCACUGCCCUUGCUCCAUCUCGCUGGAAUUAAUAGGUAUUUUCUGGGUGUUCUCGUGUUGUUGUGAUGGUUAUGUCUGUGAGUGUGGAAGAUGGAGGCUACAAAUACAUUUCUUCUUCGUUCUCUUUGGCUAUUUUUGUGGUUUUUUUCUUUUGGUUCUCCUAUAAAUAUAUUUGACGAGCUCACUCACAAGAGAGUUUUGAGGUGUGUGUUUCUUUUAUAUUUUUCUAAGUAGUUAUAUUUGCUUCAUUUGUUUUUGUGUUGUUUCAGUGUUGUUUUAGUAGUUUUUUUUAUUAUAAUUUUCUAGGAAUAGACUUGCAAAUAUAGUUGAUUUUGCAUCUGGUGUUGAGGUUGUGCAGCAGAUUGUUUGUUUUUUUUAAUCAUUUUUUUCUUUUGUUUUGUUUGAUUGUUUUAGUGUUGUUUUACCGUUGUUUUGCCAUGAUUAUUUAUUGACGUCGAUUUUACUGCUUUUGUUUAAUCUUGUCGGAAUUAAUGGUUAUUUUUCGGUGUCCUGGUGUUGUUGUGGUGGUUAUGUCUGUGAUUGUCAAAGAUGGAGGCCUCAUACUUUUGUUUUGGUAUUGACAGUAUAAAAGAAAAAAAAGGGGAGGACAGUAUAAAUGUUAAUUCUGCCGUGUGGCAGUAAAAUUGAAAAGUAUUACCCAAAAUCCAGUAUUUUUGUAAAAUGCCUUUUAAUUAUUAUAUAAUUUUCUUAAAAAAUUAAUAUGUAAUAAAUGUAUUUUUAUAAUUUUUAUUAGCUAAUUUACUAUAUUUAAUGAUUUUAUUAAUUUUUAUUUUAAAAAAAGACAUUUAUUAACUUAAUUUUUAAAUUUAAGAUCAUUUUACAUAACCUUUUUAUUAGGUGGUUAAGUAUAACUAACUAUUAAGAAUAGAGAUUUCACCCUCAAUUCUUCUAUUUUUUUUUUCCUGAGUUUCACUCAUUUAUUUGAGAGUGUUUCAAUUUUCUUCAUUGAGAAAAGGAUUUUAGCAAACGAGGAUUAAUUUUUUUCUUCUUCUUCUUCUUCUUCUUUAUUUUUAUUUAUUUAUUUAUUGAAGAAAUGAAGACUAGUUUUUGGUUACAACUUACAUACAUCCUUUUACAGUAUAAGUUUUAAAUAUUAAUGCAUGUUCAUACAUGGAAUGGAAUAGCAUUCAAAAAAAACACACGUACAAAUUAUUAAAUACAAUAACAUAAUAUCAUAGUCAUACCCUCAGAAUUCCUUGUCUUUUCCUUUGAAUUGGUACAUAAAACUUUUUUUUAAAAUACAACUUGUCUUAAGUUAGGUAUGAUAGAAAUUUUUAUUAAAUACAAGUUGAAACUCAUCACACACAACAUUGUUUAUCAUAAAUUAUUUUUGUUAUAUAUAUAUUUUUUGUGGAAGACCAAAAGGCCAACCAUUGCAAGUGACCUUUCUCUUCAUUCUUCCUGAGUUUUCAAAGUAGCAAUGGGUAUCACAUUCUCUCUGCCAUGUAAUUCAGUUAAUGAUGCUGUCACUCAUUGCUAUAAAAGCAGUGCUAAACAAGCAAGUUAUAUCCAUAAGCUUGAAGAUAAUCUUAAGUCUUUAACAGAUGGUCUUCAAGAUUUAACAGACAAGAAAAAUACCAUACUUAGGAGAGUCAAACUUGCAGAGGAACAACAAUUGACACGGCUGGAUGAGGUGCAAACAUGGCUUUCAAGGGUCGAGACCAUCGAAAAUAAAGUCAAUGGAGAACUACUGCAAAGAAAAACUGAAGAAAUCAAUAGACUUAGCCUUUGGGGUUAUUGUUCAACAAACUACAAGACUAGCUAUGUGUUUGGGAAAAAAGUGUGUAAGAAGUUAGAAGAAAUUGCUGAUUUGCUUAGCCAAGAAAAGGCUUUUGAAGUGGUGGCUGAAAGGGAACCAAUACCUCCUGUGGUUGAAGUGCCAGUGGAGCCAAGUGUGGGUUUGGAAUCAGUUUUUGACCAUCUUUGGACAGAAUUCAAUGAUGAAAGUGUGAGUAUUAUGGGAUUGUAUGGAAUGGGAGGGGUGGGGAAAACUACUCUUUUGAAAAAAAUCAACAACAAUUUCCUUAGUUCUCAAAAUAAUUAUUAUGUUAUAUGGGUUGUGGUGUCUAAAGAUCACACCCUUGAGAAGAUACAAAAUGAGAUUGGAGAAAAAAUUGGGUAUUUUGGUGAGAGUACAUGGAAGAACAAAAGCUGUCAACAGAAAGCUUUAGACAUUUUCAAAGUCUUGAAUAAGAAGAAGUUUGUUAUGUUAUUGGAUGAUAUAUGGGAGAGAAUUGAUCUUGAAAGCGUAGGGAUUCCUUUGCCAAAUAAUCUAAAAGUAAAUGGAUCCAAGCUUGUCUUCACAACUCGUUCCAUGGAAGUUUGCUGCGAAAUGGACGCUGAUAAAAAUGUUGAAGUAAAGUGCUUGUCGUCAGAAGACUCAUGGAAAUUGUUCGAAGAAAAGGUGGGAAUUAAAGCUCUCAAUAUACAUCCAGAUAUCCCAAGUUUAGCAGAAAAAGUAAUGGAAGAAUGUGGUGGGUUACCAAUAGCCUUAAUUACCGUUGGGCGCGCCAUGGCUUACAAGAGGACGCCUUCAGAAUGGUUGUAUGCAGCCCAAGUGCUAAGAACUUCAGCUUCAGAAUUUCCAGCUAUGGGAGAUAAGGUACUUCCUCUUCUUAAGUUUAGUUAUGACAAUUUAUCAAGUGAAAAACUCAAGUCUUGUUUCCUUUAUUGUGCAUUGUUUCCUGAGGAUUGGAGUAUUGAUAAAGAUGACUUGGUAAAUUAUUGGAUGUGUGAAGGAUUUUUGGAUGAAAUUGAUGAGGAAGUUUGUGUGAAAGGCCAAGGAUAUGAUCUCAUUAGCUUCCUUCUUUGUUCAUGCUUAUUAGAAGAGGUUAGUGAAUCAAGUAAUCAAGUGAAGAUGCAUGAUGUCAUUCGUGACAUGGCAUUGUGGAUUGCUAGUGAUUGUGGGAAAGGAGAGAGUAAAUUUUUGGUGAAAACAAAUGCUCUAUUGGUUGAUCCCCCAAAAACUGAAAAAUGGAAUGAGUUUGAAAGGAUCUCUUUGAUAGGGAACAAGAUCAAGUGUGUUUCUAUAACUCAAGCAUGCCAUAAUCUCUCAACUUUAUUCCUUCAUUUUAAUGAUUUGAGGCGAACUCAAUCCUUUCACUUCAUGUCUGUAUUAACUGUUUUGGAUCUAUCAAUGAAUAGAAAAUUAAGUCACUUACGAAUGGAAAUUUCAACUUUGGUUUCCUUGCAAUAUCUCAACCUGAAGGGUACAGAAAUAAAAGAAUUGCCAAAAGAGUUGAGUAACUUGGUAAAGUUGAAAUACUUGAACUUAGAGGGGUUAUCUUGUCUAGAUAUAAUCCCAAAAGGAUUAAUAUCAAGUUUUUCUCAAUUGCAAGUUUUAAACAUGUUUGGAUGUGGAGUGUCUGAAAACAUAGUGAUGGGUCAAGUUCAGUGUGGAGGUAAUAAAUUACUUGUACAAGAAUUGCAGCACUUGAAACAUGUUUCAGCAUUGGGUGUAGCCAUUAAAUGUGUCACUGCCUUUAAGAGGUUUUUGACUUCUGAAAUGCUUCUAAACUCCACUCAAAGCUUGUUCCUCCACCAGUUAAGCUUAAGCACCUUACAGGUUAACACUCUUUCAUCCAUGGCGAAUUUAUGCCGACUUUCUAUUCGACACUGUAAGAGCUUGGAAGCUUUGAAGAUUGUCUUGGAUGGAAAAAGUAUAGAGCAUAAAAGACUGUUUGGAAGCCUUCAGAAUGUGAGUAUUCAUCAUUGUCCAAAACUCAAGGACUUGAGUGGACUUAUUUUUGCUAGAGAAUUGAGUCAUCUUCUUAUUUUCAGUUGUGAUGCACUUGAAGAAAUCAUAAGUGUGGACAGUGUUGGUGAUGCUGGUCCAGGCACUAAAGAGACAUUUGUUAAACUUGAGGCUAUGACAUUGUCUGAUUUACCAAAACUAAAGAAUAUCUGCCCUAAGCCCCUGCCUUUUCAUUGCCUCAAGUUACUUGAUGUGUUAAAAUGUGAAAAGUUGAAGAAACUGCCAAUCAGUUCUAAAGACACAAGAGCAACUAAUCUGACUAUUAGAGGACAAAAUCAAUGGUUUGUUGAUAUAGAAUGGGAGGAUGAGACCACUAAAGAUAAAUUUGCUCACUGUUUCUCUGGUGAUUAUCUAGAUGACAUGGACUAUUUGGAUCUUGAUUCAUGGUAUGAUUAAUCUUGGUUGUGGAACUGAAAGGUGAACCAAGGUAUACACAGGAAAUAAACUACAAAAUCAGAGUUGAACCACUGGCACCAAGCAAUUAUUAUAAGAUUUACUCUUUUCCAACAUGUAUCUUGUUGUUCAUUGUAUCAAUUUUAAGGCCUUGCUUUUUAAUAAUUUAAUUAUCUGUGGCUUACCUUCA